This is a messenger RNA of Myiozetetes cayanensis, 16721 nucleotides long. It is a transcript of the gene PHACTR4, whose product is annotated as phosphatase and actin regulator 4. NCBI's taxonomy places the organism in Eukaryota, Metazoa, Chordata, Aves, Passeriformes, Tyrannidae. The coding region runs from base 13294 to 15423 and encodes 709 amino acids. The record is from RefSeq and is a predicted model, not a curated record. Gene Ontology annotation, biological process: actin cytoskeleton organization; neural crest cell migration. The transcript is spliced from 13 exons. Gene Ontology annotation, molecular function: actin binding.
GUAUCCCCUGUGUCAGUGGGAAGCCAUUCCCCCUUGUCCUUUCCCUCCAGGCCCUUGCCCAAAGUCCUUCUCCAGCUCUCUUUGAAGCCUUUUAGGCACUGGAAUAAAAUUAUUCCAGAAUAAAAGAGUAGGUUUUUCUUCCAGGAAGACACAGAAGCUAGUGAGUUCCCUCUGAGAUCCUGGAUGUUGUGUGUACAUGUGAUAACAGCACAAGAGCCAAAGUGGCCAAACUGCCUGAGAUCAGCCCUUUAAUUACAGUUGAUGUGUGCUAAUUUGCAAGCAGGCAGAAAGGCAAAUUCCUACUGUUCCUUAGGCAGAUCUAAAGGGAGGAACUGAUGGAUAGACCGUUUGACUUUUAAACAAGGUGCAGAAGCACAAGGUGCUUACCUGCAUGAAAGCCUUACUGUAAAUAAGUCGAGUGCACUUGACAAGCCAGCAAAAUACUUUGGGACAUUAUCCUGACAGCCUUUUGUUCUUAAAUUUGCUCUAGUUCUUCGUGUAAUUAAUGUGCUGAGUGCUGUCAGGGUGCUUGGGGCACUCUACUGGGAUGUCAGUGCUGGUUUUCUUCCUGCUGCAUUUGCAAGUGGUUCAGCUCAGCCAUCCAUCCACUUGGUGUGGCAUUUUAUACCCAGUAAUUUCCCCCCUGAACAACUUGAGGAGGUGUCUGGAUUUCUGCUGCCUUUCCCUCCCGAGCUAAGAGCCAAAUGUUUUACAGAGAUGAUUUGCUGACCCGCCAGAGACCUCUUAAUUCCGUGACGCCCCAUUUGGAGUGACUUUUGGAGCUGUUGUGGUGAAUGGCUGUGUAGUUUGUACCCAUAUCUCUAUGCCUAGGGGAAAGCAGAGGUUAAUUCUGCUGUUUUUGUGGUUUUGUGGCUCAGCUGUGGAUGUGCUGGGAUGGAGGUGCUUUGGCCUCCAGGCUGGAGCAAGACAGUAGCAAAGGCUGAUGCUGAGUGAGAAAUGUCGUGUUUGCUGAAGUGUUUCGAGAUUGAAUUGAACGAUCUUGUUCCUUGUGUGAAGAGAUAAGACCUUGUAGGACACAUAGUCAAUCCUUGGGGUAAUUCAGGGCAAUUCCCUGUGAAACAGUGAGUUGUGGAGCUCCUGUGGCUCAGUAAGUAGGACAUGGAGCAGGGCAGGCACAGGUUUCCAGAGUUUCUGGUUUUAAUUUUCAACUUGUUGGACCUUAAAUUCACCUUGCUCCUGGAACAUUGCCUGUAAGUUCUGUCCAGGGACUCUAGCAGCUGAUUUUAUUGGGGUUGGGGGUAGAAGAGGAGCCUGCCUGGAACCAGAGGCAAACAGAUUUAAUAUAAAUGAAGUGAUUUUUUUGUUGUUUUUAUUACUGGUUCUUCACACAGCAGCAAUGUGUCCAGACUAAGUGGCAAACCUGCCCUUUUAAAAACAAAAAUACUGAAUGUUCUCAUUACUUCGCUGCCUUUGUGAGCCGUAAAUGGGUGUUAGCUGAGCUGUUGGCUGGACAAAGCUGCUCCCAAGCGCCCUGGGGCUGGUGCUGAGCUUCGAACACUUGAAUUUUGUCACUGCUAAUGUCACCACUUUUAUCUGUUUGGUUCCCAUUUGCCCUGGAAAGGAGCCUGGCUCUGGUUGCUGAAGGUGUCUUUUGUCUCCUGAAACAGAACCCAGAGGUCUGGGGGUGGCUUUAUUCCAGGCUGGACCCAUCCAGCUGUGAUGGGACCCAGUGAUAACUGUGACUUGCUGGGGGAGAACAUUGUUCUUCAACCCAGCCUGGGUUUGCCUUUGGUUUGUUAAGCAGAGAUUUUAAGAUUUCCAAAGGGUUUACUGUCUGGGUUGUCAUGAAAAAUACCAGUUGCUAAAAUUUCCCCUCACAGAUCUGCUCAGCCUGUGGGGUGCUCAGGCUCUGCGGGUUCUCAGCUGAGCCUUGCAGGUUUAGGCUCAGUAGCGGGUCCUGUUGCCUCUCAGAGCCUGUCUUAAAGCCGUGUAAGAUAAAGUUUUGUGCCCUGGUGUAACCCACAGGCACGAUUUCCUUAUCGUGGAAUCAUUUCGGUUGGAAAAGCCCUCGGCGUCCGAGGGUCUGUCCCGUGAGGGGCCGCGGCCGCCAGGGGGCGCUCGGGCCCGGCCCGAAGGCGGGUCGGUGACAAAGGGAGCCGGGACGGGACCCGGGAAUGGGAUCGUUCUGGCCGGGAUUAGAUGGGAUAUUGGGGAAAAUCCCUUCCUGUGAGACCCUGGCACAGACUGCCCAGAGAGACUGUGGCUGCCCUGUCCCUGGGAGUGUCCAAGGCCAGGUUGGACGGGGCUUGGAGCAACCUGGGCUAGUGGAAGGUGUCCCUGCCCAUGUCCCUUUAAGGUCUCUUCUAACCCAAAUAAUUCUGAGAUUCUGUGAAAUGCAUUUCAGUAGGAUAUUUCCCUGCAAGAGCAGGGCCCUGGGGUGCUCCCUCUUUUGUGGGGAAAGAAACAAACCAUGAAGGUGCAGCCAAGCAGUGGCCGUGCACAUCGGGGAGCCGAGGGAAUGGCUGGAGCUGUGUCAGGGCAGGCUCAGGUUGGAUCUCAGGGAAAGGUUCUUCCCCCACAGGCUGGUUGGGCACUGAACAGGCUCCCCAGGGCAGUGGGCACAGCCCCAAGGCUGCCAGAGCUGCAGGAGGGUUUGGCUGAUCCUCUGGGGCACAGGGGGUGACUCUUGGGGAUGGACCUGGGGAGGGCUGAGGGUUGGACUGGAUGGUCCUUGGGGGUCCCUUCCAGCUCAGCACAUUCUGGGAUUCUGUGACUUUCCUGGGCAGUGCAGUGGGGUCUGAUUGAGCACCACGUCAGGCUUAGUGCCAGCAUAAUAAGACUGGCCUAAUUGGUGUAGCACAUGCACACGAAAAACCUCCCUCUGCACUUGAAAAGGUGGAAUUUAAUAACGCUCUGUGCUCCAUAUAAGAAUCCCGUAGAAAGUCACAUCCUGGGUUCCUGUUCCUUGCUCCCCCGCGGGCUCGGAAGCAGCUCUGUACUGUUUGCUUUGUGUGCUUUCCCUUUCCUUCCCCAGCCCGGCUGCAUCAAGGGACUUGUUUCCAAGGUUUCCAAGGUGAGGUGAGCAGCGAGUCAUGGUUUGGCAAGGAAAACCACUCCUGGAGGCUCCGUGGUGAUCCCGGCACAUCAACACCUUCUCCCCGGGAAGGCAGUUGGGCUGAGAUUUGAGCCCGACCCUCGAUCUUUGAGAGGACUGUAACCAACCUGUGCCGUGAUUUUCAUUGAAAUUCAACCAAAAGAUGAAAAAGCUGCCCUCCCCUCCCCCUUCCACCUCCAACCCUUUGAUCUUAACAAUAAAUCUUGGAAACUUUAGUGGUGAUUAGGAAAGCAAACACUGUCCCUUCCUGCAGGGCAGGCAGGAGUUUGUUCUUGCCAAGCACUGGGCGUUGCAGGGGUUAAGUUGCUGUUUAUCUUUGGGGGAGGAAAGGAAAAUCUCUCCCAAGUAAUUAAGUGAAGAUGCUGACGCUAAUGAAGGGGCUUUCAAGGCCGGGACUGGUGGAGGGUGAUGGGAAUCCCCUGUUGAAUCAAUGACAUUACGGCCUUAGGAGUGAUUCCGCAAUUAUUAGGCUGAAAUGAUGUUGAACAUGAAGUUAAUCCUGUUAUCUCUCAGAUAUUGAGCAAACUGUGUGCUCUGGAUAACUCUGUAAUGGGAUUAUAGGAGUCAGUGUGGCACCCUUGGCACUCCCUAUCUGUCCAGGGCUCUUGCUUAUUUUCCUGGUCAGGAUAAUGUAUUGGUCGGGCCUCCUACAGUUAAUUUUGGGAGGCGGUGUCUGGGGCAGUGUUUUCCAGCUCUUUUUUUAACAAAUUAAUUUGAUAAUGAACACCCUGUUGCCUCCUGAAGCCAUUCACUCCUGCACUGGGAAGAUCCCUUGAGCCCAUCCCUAAAUAAAUCUUUAGGAAAAGAACUGAAGAACAAGGACAAGUUUAAAAGGAGACUUCCCUGCGUCACACCUUCCUGGCAUCAAGGAUCUGCCGUUGAGUGAGUUCCUGUGGCUGAGACACAGUUCUGGGCCAUCAUAUUUGCAGAGAAUAAUCAGCUCUGGUUUUGAAAGUCCCGUUUUGCAUCCGUGAUUGCCUGUGGUGAUUUGUUCUAAACAAAAGUAGCUGGUGGGGGUGGGGGGUUUAAAAGGGAUUAUCUCGAGCUGGUUUUGAAGCAGUGGGGGGAAAAAAUUACAAGUUAACCAGUGUCAGGAAAACCCGGGAACCAAAAUGAUCAUGUUGGGAGGAGAGAGAAGAGCCAUAAUGCGUGUUCAGGCACUGGCUGGUGGUCAGUACAGAUGGGUUUGUUUUCCUGUUGGGCACAGGCCUCCAGGUUUGAGUGGCCUGACUUCCAGGCAGGAUUUGGAUGAGCUGGAACAGCGACUUUCUCACUGCUGGGUCAAAGCUAGGACGGGUGGUUGCAGUGGGACAAAACACACAGUCACUUCAGACAACCACAUGCAGUGGAGAGGUGAAGCCCCCCACCCCAGUGAGAACUAAAUUUGGGUUUCAAAGUCAUGGAAAACAUUUUUCUCCCCCAACCUCUGCUCAAUUACCACUAAACCAGGCCUCUUGCUUUCAGCAUCACUACAGAAGUGAUUUCUACAACACCCACUAAACGAGCAGAUGUUUUUGUGCCAAACCAGAAAUUUCCAUAAAUAUGGGAAAGUUCCAUUAUUAAAUGGCCAGUCAGCUUUUAGUUUCCAUGCUUUGAUUCUUUUUGUUUUAAAGACUGAUCUCGUUAAAAAACUGCAGAUUUUUUUUGGUGAGCUUUUAUUAUUAUUUUUUCCCUACUCCUUUGAGGAAGCUGAGAAUUGUUUUGGAAGCUCCAAGGAGUUCAUUUCCAGCAGAAAUGGGCUUUGGGGUUGUUAAUGACUCUGUGUCUGGGCUGCCUUAAAGAAGGCAGUGUGAGAACAUGGGGGCUGGCGUAGCCAAGGGGCCACCUAGGAUUUUUAUGCCCAGUUUAAGUGCCCAGGGGCCAGCCAGCCCUGCUGCUGAUAAGGUGAUGGAUUUUAGAUGUCAUUGUUGUAACCUGUAAUUCCAGGGAGCUUGAGGGAAGCCCUGGGAUAAUUCUCACACCCAGGGAGUUGGUGCCUUCCAUGAGCUUUUUGAGAUGGGAAUCCAGCACCAGAGCAAACUCCUGAUUUCAAAUCUGAAGUGCACAGAGGAGUGGUUUAAUAUUUAUGUUUAUACACCCUAUUUUCUGUACACCAUAUUUGUACUCCAAGAUAUCCUUGCUGUAACUGCUCUUGAGGAAUCCUCUUACUGGAGCCAUGGAUUUCAACUUCCCUUCAUGGACUUUUGAACAUGGAUCUGAGUGUUUUCCACUGUUUUUCUCAGUGGCUUCUCUUUGAACUUCUUGUAGAUCUUGCUUGUUCUUCCUGCAAGCUGAAAACCUCUGAACUUGAGUUUUGCUGUCUGGUAUGUCCUAGAUCUCGAGCAGGGAGAGGUUGAGGAGUUUGUGCUGAUACUCUCCUGUCAAAUCUUUGUCCCUAAUCAGCAGCAUUCCCUCUGAGGGUUGGGAAGUGUGUGCUGUACCUUCACAGGGCCAUGGGGUGCAGAGUGGAGCUCCGUGGGUGCCAUCACAUCAUCCUUUGAUCCCAGCCUCUGUCUCAAGGUGUUUCAUUCAGGUGUGAGGCUCCCUAAGGUUGCCCUGGAGCAGGAGUGGGGUGUAUCCUGCUCUGCCCCUCUGUCCUGGGGGUUCUGUGCAUCCAGGUGAAGGUGGGACUGCAGCUCCCACCAGGCUGGCUGGGAGCUUGUUUGCUGACAUCCUUGAAAUAGUCGUGUGCUGUAACUCUUAUGCUGCAGAAUUUGUCUGGGAGGGUGAGUAAAUAUUUGAGGAGCUCGCCCUCCCCAAGCUCAGGGCUCUUCAGCAGGGGGUUUGAGCUGCUGCUUCAAAGCCCUGCCAAGUGGGACGAGAGGGAAGCGUUAUUUGAGUGUCUCAGAACCCUUUUUUUUGGCUGCUCUUUUGGUGUGGUCACUGCUGAUGCUCUACAGGUGCAGGAGGAAGGGAACGAGGUGAAAUCCUGUGAAAUGAGGAAUCUGGGAAUGUGUGAAGGGCCGUGUGUGCAAGAGGGGGAGCAGCUCAGGGAGAAACAGCUUCCUCCGAGGUUAGAUCAGCUGUUGGUGUUAUCUCAUCUCUUGACAUUUCCUUUAAUUAUAUGAAACGACCUUGACACCGUAAACAAUUCCCAUGGCAUUGUCUCUGCACUUGUGAGUCAGAGUGAUGUGUAAACAGCACUUGGUUUGGGGGACCCGGGGUCUGUGUGGCCUGGGACACAUUUGGCACAUCUGAUUUUCGUGCCAUGGCUCUUGGUGCCACCCUCUUGUUUUCCCAAGGCAUCUGGUGCUGGCACAAAACAGGAGCAUCUGGGCUGGGAUUUCAGGACCAUCCUAAGGGGGGUGCUCUCCUUUUGCUUUUCCUUUGUGCCUCCAUAAAAGUUCCAAAGGUGUAGGGGGCGGGAAGGGGCUGUUUCACAACACAACCCCUGUAAAUCACGUUACCAGCAGUCUUUUACUCGUGUUUCUGUUUUCAGCCUCGCUGCUGCUCAGAGACACCUCAGUGGUUGAGCAAGAGUCAAUAUUUGAGGAGUUGAGGUUGAGGUUCACUCACUGUCUUGCUGAUGGUUCUUGUCUGGGUGUGACCCGUGGUCUGGUCCUGCCAGUGUUUAGGGUGGCCCAUGGUAAAUCUAUGAAACAUCACUUGGCCAGAUGCACUUCCUAAGUGUUAUCUUGUUCCUGAAAUAGAGAAUAAAGCCUGUAUCAACAUGAAUCACAAAGUUGAUAAACUGGAAUGGUUCCUCUUCGAGUCGUCUUCUUGUAUUGGGCAAAUAUUUAUCCACAUUGUUUCCAAAGGCAUAUUUGUGCAAUAGAAGGAGGUCAGACCUGUAAUUACCUGUUAGAUUUACUCUGGCAGAAAUGGCUUGUAAAAACACAGUACGUUUGAAAGGAAGCUUUUAAACCUCCUCUCUGUGUGUGAACCUGAAGCUGUGGUUUAAAAUUUCAGAUUUUAUGAGAGUUUUCAGUUGCAAAAAGUAUUUUCCUUGCCGAAUUAUAGUACCUCGACCCAAACUGAUCCGCAGUUUCUUUUAAUUCUGUGAGCUGUGGCAGGGAAUUUGGGUUUCUCUUCCAGCUGUAUCUGCUGGAGAUGAUCAGAAGCUGGGGUUGUGUGCCGGACUUGCCUUGCAUUUUAAUCAGGAGCUUCUAGUCUGGUCAAUAAUUAAAGCCGAGCAGGUGCGGUGGGGAAGUUGGGUGUUCCCCAAAAACUAAACCAAGGCGCUUUUGUUGGUCUCCCAGGGCAGAGCCAAGCGAGUGAGGGGCGGUGGGAUGCCCUGGCACUGCCUGGCUUGUGCAGUAACUUGGAAAAAAUGUAGUUCAGGCUGGAGAGCUGUAGGUGUUGAAGGGUAAUUUGAAUUAUUGGUGUGGCGUGGCUGCUGCGAGUCCGUUGGGGCAGCAGAGCAAAGAUGUUUUGCUGCAGUUUCAGCUCUGGGUACGAAGAGCGAACGCACUCGCUGAGAGAUUUUUUGUGAAACGUUAAAAAGAGGAAAUGACUUUUACAGAGAAAUCGUGCUGCCUUUCUUUUUGGUUGGUGUGUGUGGGCAGAGAGGCUUGUAGCUGAUUUCUUAGAGGAUUAGAGGUAGGAAGAGAAAUUGGGGAUGCGGGUUUUAAUGGAUCAGAACCUGUGGAGUGUGACCUACACAUUGCAGACUAACUUACAGAGUUACAGUGCUACCCCUCCAGGUUAACUUCAAUUUAAUCUGAUUUUAGAGGUUUAAUAUUUAGGGAUGUUCUUGCUGUUAACUUGCAGUCUCCAGCUGGGCUUAACAGAGUUUGUCCCAUUGGUUUUAUAGGUGGCAUAGAUGGACUUACCUCUGCUGAAAGACUCGAGUUUUUGCUGCAGGAAAGGGUUAAACAGGAGUUGACCUAAAAUGCCAUUCCUGUUUCUUCUCUAAACAGUGCAAUAAUUAAUGUAAUUUUCUCCUCUGUGUUUUUGUUUUAUGUGCUCCUAAUAAUAUAGCUGGAAGUGGCAGAUGGGUAUCCUGCCUCCGAGUGCUUCGCUGUUGGGAAUACGCUGAUGCUUUGCUGGAAUGUCUCCUAUAUCUGUGCUCCCUUUGGCUUCUGACCAGAGCUUCUCUUUAAUGCUGCUUCAAGGUGCUCCAAAAAGUCGUUUGUCAGCUUUGGAGGUUCCCUUGCCUGGAGAUGGCAAAGCCAUGAAUCACCGUGGUGAUGGAGUUAGCCAAGAUGUGACUGAAUCUUUAAUUUUGUCAGGGUUGCAUUCCUUAGCAUUCCCUCCCUGGUAAACAAGAAAAUACGUGGCCUGUGUUGUAAUUGCAGUGAGUGGUGAGGAGGCAUCAACGUUUCCAGUACUGACUGAAAUCUGCUUCCAUUGGAAGUUGUACUUCCACUGGAAAACAAGGCUGGGGGGUAUUUUGGCCUUAAGCUCCUCUGGGCCCAAAGACCAGUUUAAUUCACUAUUUUUUUUAGCCCAUUCCUUGGGACAGUGAAGCAAUUCCUUGUGAUCUGUGACCAAGGGGCUUUCCAGGAGCACGGCCUCCCCUUCCCAAAGGUGGGGCUGGAAGUGCUGUCAGCCAGCUCCUUGGAGAGCAGUGCCCUUCCUCCAGCUGUGCCCCAUCCCAGCCAACAUCUGGGCUGCUGUGGGACGUGGGCUGCUCACCUUCCCCACCACCAGCACGUGGGUGGUGGUUCCUGGCGUCCUGGAUCCGCUGCCCUUUGCUGUCUGGGAUGGAGCACCGUGCUGACUAACUGGUGGGGACAAGGGGCCUGGAAUGCUCUGGGAAAUAGGAGUUUCCCUUCUUGGAAAUGUCACAGGAAGCGUGGAGGAAAUCAUGUGCCGUAGGAGCGGUUACCUCACAUUUCUGUCUCAUCCAAACCCAGCGCCCUUUCCAUCGGAGUCCGUGGGGCCUGAACAAUGCGGUGCCAGCUGCCUUAUAAAUAACCCAUUUUCCACUUCCACACCGGCUUUUCAUUCCAUGUGAGGGGAAAGGAAGAGCGUCACGUUGUGUUGGUUUGUGCCCUUUCAGAGGGGAGCACGUUACUGAUUCCCCGUGCUCUGUUUUAGUGUCAGAGCACAGCCCAGAAAUGGUCAUUGCCGUGGCCACCCAGCGCUGGUACGUGUGUGUAUAUAUAAUAUUUCUUCAUCCGUGUUCUUGUUCUGCCAAAGCUGAACACAAAAACUGUGGUGAAACCAAGCUGAUCAGAGGGCUGGAGCAGCUCUGCUGUGAGGAAACACUGAGAGAAUUGGGAUUGUUCAGCCUGGAGAAGGAAGGCUCCCAGGGUGACCUAAUUGUGGCCUCCCAGUGCCUGAAGGGAGCUACAAGAAAGAUGGAGAGGGACUGUUGACAAGGGACAGGGCAGGGGGGAAUGGCUUCAGACUGACAGGGCACGGUUAGAUGGGAUAUUGGGAAGAAAUUCCUACCUUUGAGAGUAGUGGGGAAAUAGAAUGGAUUUUCCAGAGGAGCUGUGGGUGUCUCACCCCUGGAAGUGUCCAAGACCAGGUUGGAUGGGCUUGGAGCAACCUGGGCUAGUGGGAGGUGUCCCUGCCUGUGGCAGGGGGUGGAAAAGGAUGAGCUGUAAGGUCCCUUCUACCUGAAACUGUGCUGUGAUUCUGUGAAAUGCAUUUCUGUAGGAUAUUGCCCUGCAGGAGCAGGGCCCUGGGGUCCUCCCUCCUGGUGAGGUGAUCCCUGCGUGAGGAUUCCAGGUGGGUGCAAGGAAAGAGCCUCAAACACCCUGUAGCUCCUGCAGACUCUGGCGAUGGGGCUCUGAGGGAAAACACCCCAGCACCACUGGUAUUAAAUAUCCAGCUCCGUGUGCAGGGGUUGGGAUGAUGCUUGGGAGUGCUUUUUAAUGUUCCUGUGGCUGAAUCAUGGAACACCGAGGGCUGAGUCACCGCAGGUGAAUGCGGCGAUUCACGUCGGGGUGAACCCCAAAUGGCAGCAACACCAGCUUCGUUAGAGGAGCUAAUAUUGGGCUCAUUAUGGGCUUCAUUAGAUUUUGAAGGGAAACAAUCUAAGAGAGUUCCUUUUGCAGUGUAUAUAAGCAGAUUAUUAGCAUGGGAAUGCCAGGGGUUUAAUGGGAUGCUGGGCUGCAGAGGAAAUGAAACUUCGGGUGUACCCCAGGUUUUGGGUGUUUAUUGCCCGUCCUGUUUUGUUUUAACCAUCUGACUCUCCUGAAAUCCAAUAAAAUUCAUGUAAUUGGGUUUUUUCUUGCUAUAUUUUAGAAAAAAAUGCUGAAGGGACAGUCAGCUGUUUCCCUUUUUGCUUUCCUUUAGAAAGCUCUUUGCAAAUCCAGGCUUUUCCUCUGAUGAAGGUCUUCACCUGUCCCUGAGGAGCAAAAGAUUUGCUCUGGUUUCUUCUGGUUGCUGUUCAGCCAAAUCAAAUGGUCCUUCUCAUUAUUAUGGCUAUUUUGGACAUUUAUUGCUCCUCCUUGCCUUGAAAUGUUGGCUUUCCUUUAUCCUGGGUGUCCAGGUGGACGAGGGCAGGUUGCUUUGUCCCGUAUUUUCCCCCAGCACUCUGGAAGCAGAGGGUUCAUUGGGAGCAGAGCUGCUCUCGCCCUCUGUCCUCGGGCUACAGUUGAGGCAGGAACAUUUUUUGGUGGUGUUGUGUCUGCUGGGGCAGAGUUUGCACCUCUCCUUCCAGAGGUGGAGCUGAAGGAUGGACUGGCAGGUUUUUCUGGCCAGGAGUUCCACCUUGAAAAUAACGAUGCUGGUGACACUUCUGGAUUUUUGCUGUUUUGUGCACUUUAUCAGCUCUCUUCUGGUGGGGUUUUUUGUUCUCUCUCCCUCAAAGAGGAGAGAGUUGUGGCUGAUACUCCUGAAGGAUGCUGGAAGUCCAAGCCAGAUGUGAUUCGAAAUGCAGAUUUGUGUCUCUGUAUUCACUGAGCACCACAGCCCUGAGUUGGAGAAGGAAGUAUUAAUACUUCUGGUACAAACUUUUGCCAAAUAAUCCUGUUACUCUCUUUGUGGUUGUCUUUUAAGGCCUGAUGAAGGAUAGAGAAAUGGAGAGGGACUUUAUUUCACAGCCUGGUGAGUUCCUGUGUGGAACCAGAGCCUUGAGUAACUGUCGUGCAUCUCUUGGACUGCAACCACUGUGACUUUAAUGCAUUUAAAUAAAUCUUUUAUUGAAAUUUAAGCUAAUUUUCAUGUCUUACUAAUACAGAGGUAAAGGGUCAGAGAUAGGAUUGUGCUCCUGUGCUUUAACAGCCUACCACAUGUCAUCUGUUCUGCAGCAGAGCUUUGUGCCCUCUGAAUUUCACAGCAAAUGCCUUAUAAAAUGCAAUGCCUUUAACUCCUUGGAAGCCAAGCAGGUUUAGAUGCAGCGUUCUGUAGCAUUCCCAGCUGCAGGGAUGUUUUUUCCAGACCUCCUUCCAAGCUGGAGCAGCUGAUUUACAGACUUGGAGAAAUCUUCCCGCCUCUAUCUCUGACCUUUGUGGGUCUCCCUGCCAGAUGGCAGCGAAUUUAAAUGGCUUUUAAAUGGCUUUUUCUUUGUCUCAAAGCAAAAAGUCUUCAUUGAGGUGGAGCAUUCCUGGGAAUGCUCACAGUGGAGAUCAAAAGUGCUUGGAAGGGUGGCUGUGGCUGAGCAGACAGAACCACAGCACGGAGAUGUCCGUGGUGGGAGGUGGAGAGGAGCAACACUUCCAGGAAUGUCCGUAUUCCCUGUGGGAGGGAGGACAGUGCUAUUUGCCAUCCGCCUCCAUGAGUCUGCUGAUCCCCUGCUCCUCCACCUGCUCCUGCUGUCCAUGGGAUGGGGGAUGUCCUCAGCAGCAGGGAUUGAGGACAAGCAGGAUGCAGGUGGAAAGGGUGCCCAAGUGUCCUCCUUCCUCCCGCGCUUUUGCGGCUCUGCUUUGGAAGAGGAGGGGAUUUGCAAGGUGCCUGUGGAGCUAUUUGGUGUGUUAGUGGGGGAGCCAAGAGCACCAGGACUCCCAGGUGUGUUUGUGGCUCAGGUGAGGUGUUACCAGAUUUCAGAGCUGCCCCUUGACCUGUUCUGGGGUGUUCCUGCAACGCUGCCUCCCCCCAUCCAUGGGGCUGGAACGGCGAUCCUGUGGUGUUUGCUCUGGGCAAUGAGCAGCAUCGACUGUUCCCACCUGCACCAGCCCAAAUCAGCAUCUUGGACCUUGUUGUUUCCCAGAAUAGAUGGUUUUCCUGUUGGGAUUGCUCCCUGGGUUGAUAUUGAAGUCCUGCUCCUGCUGCCCCAACAAGGACAGGGACACCGAGGGCUGCAGCAAAUCCUGGUGUGGUUAAACCUGCCUUUUCCUACAGUGGGAAGGAGCCAACCUGGGUGUGUCACAUGGGGUCAGAUUCCUGGUUUUAAUCCCUUUUAUGCUGCAGCAAAUUCCUGUAUAUUUUUGAAAAUUGCUUUUCCUUCACCCCCCCAAGUUAAGAUUGAUAGUGAGGUGUACAGGGAAAUGAGUUGUAAAUUCACACAAGUCUUAACCCAGAUUUCAGUGACAAAUUAAAGGUUCCAAGUGGACAUAUUUAAACUCUGGAGAGCUUUGUUAUUGUGAUGUAAAUGCUGAGGGGGAUGUUUGUUUUCUGUUCGUGUGUCACAGCUUGAUGGUUAAAGUAACAAACUCUUACUUUCCUUGUUAAAUUUAAAUUUCCCUUUGUUAAAUUUAAAUUAAACAAGGAGACACGCUGCCUGCUUCCUGGUAACUUUAGUGGAGAGGGGAAUUGCUAUGAAAUUGUACUUUUAUUAUCCAUCUGGCAAGAUGCAUAUCAGCUCAGGCACUUUAAAAUUCCCUUUGCUCUGGGAUAGUGCAGCUCUCAGAGCACUUAGAGCACCGCCUGUGUCAUCCCUUGUAUUUAGAGGGCUCAGGUGGGGUGUUCUCUCUCUGAUCCCGUUUUGGGAGGUGAAACCCCUUGGUUGUUGGAUUCUCCUUGAGGAAAACACCCCGCUCUCCUCGCUCCCGGCUCUCCUCUCUCCUUGCUAAACUCGAGCGAGGGGUGUUGAUAAUUUGGAUUAUGCAGCUAAGUGGCUGGAGCGUGGCUGGCUGUCUCCUCCCCUUCCUGAGCUUCGGCCCUAGCCAGCUCGGCUCUGGAAUGACAGGCAUUCCUGCGUGAAGGGAGCUGGCACAGACACCUAUUUAUGAGCCUGGAGUGCCCGGCCAUGGGGUCCGGGGAGAGCCGGGGCCGUGCCGGACCAUCGCACACCGGAGCCGUGGCCUGAGCGCCAGGAGCCGCCUCGCUCACCGGGCUCCUUCCCAGCCCACGGCGUGGAUUUAUCGUUUUAAAGGACUGAAGCGCUCCCAGGGUAGAGUUUUCCUCUCUCUCUCUCUCUUUCUCCCCUCCCGCCUCUUUCCCCGGGAGCUGCUCAGGAUCCCAUGGGGCAGCCGCACUUCUCCAGACCGGUCAAUCCAGCUGCUCCCGCCGAGGAGGUGGAUCACACCCCAGGUGAUGGCGGCAUGGGGGUAGAUGUUUUGGAAUCGGGUGACACCACACCCCCUACAAAGAGGAAAAGCAAGUUCUCAAGCUUUGGCAAGAUCUUCAAACCCUGGAAGUGGAGGAAAAAGAAAAGCAGCGACAAAUUUAAGGAGACUUCAGAAGUUUUAGAACGAAAGAUUUCUAUGCGAAAGCCAAGAGAGGAGCUGGUAAAAAGAGGGGUUCUGUUGGAAGAGCCUGAGCAGGAUGGUGAAGAGCCAGAGAAGCUGAACCCCCCUGCACUGAAGAAUGGCCACACAGUCCCCAUCAGUGGGCCCGGGCUCUGUGACCUGCCCAGCCAGGAGGAAGAGGCCACAAAGCCCUCCAGCCUUAGGAAGCCUGUUCCAGCAGAGGAACCAAAAAAGAGGCAGGGCUCCUCCAGCAGCCACCCUGGGCCCGAACUGGAACCACCUCAGGAGCCACAUGGUCCCAGACAGCCUCUCCUUCCUCCAAAAAGACCCCCCUCCACCUCCCAGGAGGCCAACGAGGCGCAGGCGAAGGAUCCGACGCCCGCCAGCAGCUCUGCAAGAACUGCCCCCUCCACCACAGCCCCCACUGCAGCAAAGACAGUCAAUCCCACAGCUGCCCCUUCCCCAGCCCCCAGGACUCUGCUCCCUGCUCCUGCCAGUGCCAACACUACUGCUCCCACCAGUACAACCAGCACAGCUCCUGCCAAACAGCCUCCUGUCCCCCCUCCCAAACCCGUCAACAGAAAUAGCAACUCACUAAUAGCUGAACUUUCCCAGGCAAUGAACAGUGGUACCGCCUUGUCCAAGCCUUCCCCUCCUCUCCCCCCGAAGAGGGGCCUCGUGCCCAACAACACGUCGGAGGUUGUCCCCUCCAAGCCCCUCCACGACAGGACAGGGACGACGACUCGCCCGGCGCCGAUCCCGCUGCACAUGAGCUCGGCUCACCCGCCGCCCUCACCCUCACCACCCCUGCCCACACACGUGCCCCCCGAGCCCCCACGCAUGCCCCUGCCCACUCCCACCCCCACCCUGGACCCCCCGCGCUCCCUGGACCUGCCCAGCGAGACGCCUCCUCCUCCGGAAGAGUUCAGGUCCGUGGAGGUGCUGAAGAGGACGGCGGAGCAAGGCUUUGGAGAGCCCCACGUGCUGCCCCGCCUGCCCCAGAUCCCGCUGCACAUCCGGAUCCAGCAGGCUCUGAACAGCCCCCUGCCCGUCACCCCCCCGCCCGAGGGGUCCCACAGGGCUCAUUCCCUGCUCUUUGAGAAUGAUGGAUUCGGGGAUGACAACGGCACCCUGGGCAGGACGAGGUCCCUGCCCAUCACCAUCGAGAUGCUCAAAGUUCCAGACGAUGAGGAAGAGGAAGAAGAUGACCAGGAAGAGGAGCAGAAUCCAGGUCCUCGUGUAUAUAUUGGAGAUGUGCCAUCUGUCACAGUCAUCCCCAAACUGGUACCCCAGGUCCUGCCAGAGGAGCAGGAAGGAGACGAAGGGAUGAGCGACUCUGACUCGGAGGGGCCCAUCCUGUACAAAGAUGACGAGGAUGAGGAGGAAGAUGAAAGCCAUAACAGCACGUUGGCCAACAAGGUGAAGAGGAAAGACACGCUGGCCAUAAAGCUGGGGAACGUGACCGCGCCGCAGGAGGACAAGAUCGUCUUCCCUCGGAAGAGCAAGGAGGAGUGGAACGAGAUCCGGCAGCAGAUCGGGACAACGCUGAUCAGGCGACUGAGCCAGAGACCCACAGCGGAAGAGCUGGAGCAGAGGAACAUCCUGCAGCCCAAGAAUGAGGCUGACCGUCAAGCUGAGAAGCGCGAGAUCAAGCGCCGGCUCACCAGAAAGCUUAGCCAAAGGCCUACGGUGGCAGAGCUGCAGGCCAGGAAGAUCCUGAGGUUUAAUGAGUACGUGGAAGUAACAGAUGCUCAGGACUAUGACCGGCGAGCGGAUAAGCCGUGGACAAAGCUGACACCAGCUGACAAGGCGGCCAUCAGGAAGGAGCUGAAUGAGUUUAAGAGCUCUGAAAUGGAAGUGCAUGAGGAGAGCAAGCAGUUCACGAGGUACCAUCGACCAUAAUCUUCCAAGAAGGGAGCAAGAGGCCUGGAAGUUCUCUGCAUCCCUGUCCUAGGCAAUACAGCGAGGGUGGAACCCCUGGCUCUUCCAAGAUUUGCCUUCCAACCAUAUCCAGAAAAGGGCUUUCAGCCAGGGAAAGGGGAAUCCUGUCUGAAUGUAGCAUUUCACUGGAACAAACACGUCUCUCGUGCCAUCAGGCUGGAACUGACACUAUACCUCGUGUGGCUCAGCAAUAACCCCCUGCCAGGAGAACACGCCCAGGGGAACAGACUCCUUUUUGGGAUGCAAUUCCUCCUUUCCUCCUCUUUUCCGUGAGGAAAGGGGGGGAAAAAAAAGAAGAAAAAGGCAGCUCUGGUGUUGAGAAGCUGAGGAGAGGAUGUGCUUGGAAGCACGUGUGUGUAUAUUAGCUGUGUACAGAGAAACCUGGCACACAACUGACAUGUCACUCGUUAUUUUUUGGGGUUUUGCUUGUUUCUGUCAUGUCCUUAAUGUCCUGAAUCACUACUGACCAACGGUUUGUUGUGCUGGAAGGGAACUGUAUAGGUAUUAACAUAUGCUGCAUCUUUUUUGUAAAAAAAAAACCACAAAAACAAAAACAAAAAAACAAAAACCACAGAUGUAUAAAACAUUCCUUCCCCACCCUCUCACACUAGCUGUGAUGUUAAUAACAGAUCUUGAGAUAUCUAGGAUUGUUUAAUGAAUUACAGAACCAGGAAAAAAAUGACUGUUGCCUUUUAAAACUUUUUAAUUUGGGGAAAAGGUGAGAGUAGUCAAUCCUUUUUAUUGUGGCUUCCUCUCAGAUGUUUUUUACUCUCCCAAAUCAGGGUUGAAACUUGCCUUUUUUUCCUCAUUUUUACAGCUAAACCUACCGGAAACUUGAUAAAAUUUCACUGUGUGGGUCGAAGGGAGUGGAGGAAGAGGUUUAAAAAGUGACCUUAAAAAGAUGAUAUUUCUCUUCUGAAAGAAGUUCUUCCUAAAUGUGGGGUUUAAAAAAAAAAAAAAAAAAAAUCUGGUACAGGCCACUGCUCUAUUAUGCACAAAACCUAAACCAUGUGUGAGAUGCCACUUGUGAGGGAAGGGAGCGUGGGGAUGGACAGAAGGGCUUUUUGCCUUGUUCACAGGCAGGGGUGGCAACACCCCGGCCACGACCCGGCACCCUCAUGGGCCAUGGCGAGAGCUCUUCCCUCACAGCUCCCCCUCCACUGUACAGCCACCUGUAGACUUAAACCAUUGCGUUGUAUAUCAGUCUCCUCAGCAACAGAUUUUAACUAUGGAAUAAAAGUAUUUUAGGAUUUUUUUUU